CAGCCCUGCUGUCGUCAGACCACCUCCCCGUCCGCUCCUUGUGCUGCUCCCCCUUCCAUACAGCUCCGCCCAAUUGUUGCCGGACAAUUGGACGCCCCCGAUCAUGCCAGCACAGCCUCUCAGAUAGUCGAACGCGCUGCUCGGAUCUCUUUAGCUUUCACCUUCUCUUUUCGACGAUUUUCCCAACACGUAAUCCACGCUCAAAAUGGUCAAAUUCUACUCCUCAACCGACACUCUAUCGUAUCCAUUCCCCGCCGUCACUCUCGCCUACUUCCUACGGUACCCCAAUCCGUAUUCCACACACGUCGUCUCCACGGACACCAUCUCGCGGCACUAUGACCCCGAAACGCAGCAACUCACAACGGUCCGGCUCCACCUGAAGCGCUCCAAACUCCCGUCCGCCGUCCUCCGACUCGUUCCUCGCUCCCUCCUCGGUGCCUCAGCCAGCGGCGACACACAAUCGUACAUUUUGGAAAAAUCAGUCGUCGACAUCAGGAACGGGCGCAUGGACACGGAAUCCCGGAAUCUGGAGUGGACAGGCGUGCUCAGCGUCGUUGAACGUCAAUCUUUCAUACGGCCGUUUCCCGAGGCCGAGAAGGACGCCCAGAUGUGGAAGGGCAUGGAGAAUGCAGCCCGACGGCACGGCUUCCUCGCCUUCGGCCCUGACGCAAAGGUUCAAGAUACGGGUGAAUCGACGGACGUGCACAGCUCAGUAACCUUACACUCGCACAUCGGCGAGAAGUGGAGAAAGAAGCGCGCUCCGGAGGACGGAGGAGAAGGCGAGGAGGAGCCACCGCAAAAAGUGGGCUUCUUCAAUCGCUGGGGCACCGCUUCCCUUCAACGCAGCAUCGAAAUGAUUGGCCUCAAGCGUGCCCGACGAAGCCAGCCCAACGCAAAAGAAGGCAUGAAGGUUGUCCUCGAACGUAUGCGCGAGGGAGGACUCGUCGCGGUCCUGGAGGGCAUGCGGAAAGAUCGUGAAGCCAUUCUCCACGGCGGCCACCAUCAUCACGCUUUCAAGAACAGCCGCAGUCCGAACGACGAUGACGACUAGUCCGCUUACCUUGGCGCAAGGGUCUUGUAUUUCAGCAAAUGUUGGAAUCCCUGUAGCAUAGGCGUGUGCGCAGGGAGAUAGGGUGUUCUUGUUUGGUUUUAGCGAAGGCGUUUUCGGUUCCCUCUCCCUCACACCUCAUGUUCUUCUUUUCGCGGUGUCUUACUAGCUUUCGUCUCUUUGCCUUUAGCAGCGUAUCCGUUUCCCCGCCAAGUCCAUUCGUUUGGCUGAGGAGGAGAUCAGAGCGCCGGGCGGGAAACGUUUUUGUGUGUAUUAUAUCACGAGGUUGUUUUUGGGUUGUGGGAUUGUUUUAUUUGCAUUGAAUGAGAAUGAACAUGCUUCUCUCGAA
Molecule: messenger RNA, 1397 nt
Organism: Westerdykella ornata
Lineage: Eukaryota; Fungi; Ascomycota; Dothideomycetes; Pleosporales; Sporormiaceae
Product: MSF1 domain-containing protein
Exons: 1
Coding region: 206-1051 (281 amino acids)
Biological process (GO): phospholipid transport
Cellular component (GO): mitochondrial intermembrane space
Molecular function (GO): phosphatidic acid transfer activity
Source: RefSeq, a predicted model, not a curated record